Molecule: messenger RNA, 951 nt
Organism: Chrysochloris asiatica (Cape golden mole)
Lineage: Eukaryota; Metazoa; Chordata; Mammalia; Afrosoricida; Chrysochloridae
Product: olfactory receptor 2K2-like
Exons: 1
Coding region: 1-951 (316 amino acids)
Biological process (GO): G protein-coupled receptor signaling pathway
Cellular component (GO): membrane
Molecular function (GO): olfactory receptor activity; G protein-coupled receptor activity
Source: RefSeq, a predicted model, not a curated record
AUGAAAGGAGACAACCUCACCAUUUGGAACUUCUUUUUCCUGGAGGGGUUUUCUAGAUACCCAAAGUUAGAGAUUGUUCUCUUUGUCUUCAGUCUUGUAAUGUAUCUGAUAACCCUCUUGGGUAACAGCACUCUUAUUCUGAUCACUAUCCUAGAUUCACGCCUUCAUACUCCCAUGUACUUGUUCCUUGGCAAUCUCUCUUUCAUGGAUAUUUGUUACACAUCUGCUUCGAUUCCCACUUUGCUAGUGAACUUGCUGUCAUCCCAGAAAACAAUUAUCUUUCCUGGGUGUGUUGUACAGAUGUAUCUGUCCCUUGCCAUGGGUUCCACGGAGUGUGUGCUCCUGGCUGUGAUGGCAUAUGACCGUUACGUGGCCAUUUGCAAUCCUCUGAGAUACCCCAUCAUCAUGAGUAGGCAGGUGUGUGUGCGGCUGGCCUCUGUCUCCUGGCUGACAGGCUGUCUGACUGCUCUGGUGGAAACCAGUUUUGCCCUGCAGGUGCCCCUCUGUGGGAAUCUCAUUGAUCACUUCACUUGUGAAAUUCUGGCCGUGCUAAAGUUAGCUUGCACGCGUUCAUUGCUCAUGGACAUGAUCAUGUUAGUGAUUAGUGUUCUGCUUCUGCCCAUUCCAAUGCUCUUAAUUUGCAUUUCUUAUGUCUUCAUCCUGUCCACUAUUCUGAGAAUUAGCUCAGCAGAGGGAAGAAGCAAAGCUUUUUCUACCUGUGGUGCCCACUUGACUGUGGUGAUUUUGUAUUAUGGGGCUGCCCUCUCCAUGUACCUAAAACCUUCUUCAUCAAACUCACAAGAAAUAGACAAAAUCAUCUCAUUGCUUUAUGGAGUGCUGACCCCCAUGUUGAACCCCAUAAUUUACAGUUUAAGAAACAAGGAAGUCAAAGAUGCUGUGAAAAAGCUGGUGGACACAUUGUCUUCGUAUCAAACACAUGGCAGUUUCUGA